Molecule: messenger RNA, 1739 nt
Organism: Hippocampus comes (tiger tail seahorse)
Lineage: Eukaryota; Metazoa; Chordata; Actinopteri; Syngnathiformes; Syngnathidae
Gene: lrrc17
Product: leucine rich repeat containing 17
Exons: 6
Coding region: 64-1461 (465 amino acids)
Cellular component (GO): plasma membrane
Molecular function (GO): protein binding
Source: RefSeq, a predicted model, not a curated record
AGCCCAAGAGAAGAGACAGCGAGAGCUAUUGAGAGGAAAAAGGGAAAAAAGCUAGUUACCAGCAUGCGUGUGACCUCCUCUUUCGUCGUGAUCUCCCUGCUCGCGCUUCUGCUGCUGUUCCCGUUGGUCGAGAUGAAACGAGCGGGCAAAGGCAGAGGCCUCAAAGGAGCAAGACGCAAGCUCGCGCGGGACAGGGUGAGAGGCGCUGGCCGUCACGGCAGAUCCGACUCCUCAAGACCAGGCAACUGCUCAGAAUCCUUAGAGUCCGGACGUGUCUUUGCAGACUGUCAGGGCUGUCGCCUCACCUCCAUUCCCAGGCCGCAGACCUGGUCCAGAGCACCCAAGUACCUCCUCUUAGCACGUAAUAGGAUCAAGGUUCUCCGCGAUGAAGCCUUCGCCGGCUACGAGAGUCUAACUAGCCUGGACUUGCAGCAGAAUCACAUCUCGUUGGUGGAGGAGGGGGCCUUUGAGGGUUUGACUCGACUCACAACCCUGCUGCUCCAGCACAACCGCCUGACCUCGCUGAGCGAGGAAGCUCUCAUCCCAAUGCCCAACCUCCGCUACCUGCGUCUCUAUGACAAUCCACUGAACUGUCAUUGUGACAUGGACAGCCUGGUACAAACCCUUCAAGUCCCAAGCAACCGGAAUCUGGGAAAUCAUGCAAGGUGUGCAGAGCCUCUCAGGCUUAAAGGCAAGAAGUUGAAGCGGAUCGACCCCGAGCUGCUCUGCAAGAAGUCAGACCCAAAUGAAAAGCCGCAGGGCGACCAGACUGAUCCGAAAGAUCCGGCGGAGCCAAGUCCCUUUCAAAACAAACCAGAUGCCAUCACAUCCUGCCACACUUAUUACUUCCCUCAUGUACGCGUGGACUGCAGUCACCGAGGUCUAACCGAGGUGCCUGCUGGUAUUCCCGAGGACGCCGUCCAAAUAGAUCUCUCCCACAAUUCCAUCCGUCAUCUCAAGGCCAAGAGUUUCCAAGGAGCAAAGAGUUUAAAAACGCUGAACCUCAGCCAUAACAACAUGGAACGCAUUGACACAGCUUCCUUGUUCGGGCUCCUCCACCUCCGCGAGUUGGACCUGUCAGAAAACAGCCUACAUUUCAUCCAGUAUGGGGUCCUUGAAGAUCUCUACUUCCUGUCCAAGCUGAAGCUGGGGGGAAACCCUUGGGUGUGCGAUUAUAGCAUCCACUACAUGAUGUACUGGCUUCGACUCCACCCAGUGGUGAGGCCCUCGGGACUGAUGUGUCGCUCGCCUCCCGAAUACACGGGCGAGAGCGUGGAGGAGUACGUGCGCGCCUACAACCGAGGUUGUCCCAAAGACAGGCAGCAGAGUCCGCGAGACCAAACCGAAUCGGAUGAGCUGCUCUGGAACUCCCUGGAAGAGGUCCAGGGCGAGCCGGAGGAGGAAGUGGAGCCCAGCCACUUGAGACAGCCUCAGAAGUACCAGAUUAUCAGACUGUCUUGAGGCAAAAGGCUCUGAAUGGGCUCUGUGUACAACUUUAGCCAAAUCCUUUUCAUUGUGUCAAAUAGUCUGUAUCAGAUGAAGAAUCUACUUAUGUGGUGUGUACCCCCCCCCCAAAAAUAUGGGAAUGAUCUCAAAUAUUUUUUUAAAAAAUGUACAAGCCCAAUUUGCAGGUUUAAUGGGGAUCUGUUCAUUUCCAGUGGUGUAUAAUAAUUACAAAUGUCACAAAAGUGUUUUGCUUAAUACACUCAAAUGUCGCAAUAAAAAGCAUUUUUGACUUA